AUGUUGCAGACGUAUCGCCUGGUGCAGCUGUUGGGGUAUCUGUUCCUAGUGCUAGGCCCCGUGGCACACCCGCCGGAGUGGCCCAGGAAUGCUUAUGUACAAGAUGGUGACAGUUUUGACUUCAUAGUGGUGGGUGCUGGUUCAGCGGGCGCGGUGCUGGCGAGCAGACUGAGUGAAGUGGGCGAGUGGCGCGUGCUGCUGCUGGAGGCCGGCGGGGACCCGCCUAUAGAGAGUGUGGUGCCGGGUCUGCUGGGCUCGCUGGUGCACAGCGAGUUCGACUGGGACUACUACUCUCUGGACGACGGCUACUCGGCGCAGGCGCAGCGCACGCCGGGCCGCGUGCCGCUCACCCGGGGGAGGAUGCUCGGCGGAUCCUCCAGCAUCAAUGCUAUGCUUUAUGUCAGAGGGAACCCAGAAGACUACAACAGCUGGGCAAGAAUGGGUUUCGACGGAUGGGACUGGAGCUCUGUAUUCCCAUAUUUCUUGAAAAACGAACAAUUUCAAGUGGAAGAAUUACUGAAAGAUCCAGUUUACGGACCCUACCACAAUGCUGAUGGACCCGUCAAAGUCACCGUCCAAGACACAAUUGACCCGAAUGUAGCAAACAAACUAGAAAUUAUAGCUGAUUCUUUCCAAGAGAUUGGUAUCAAUAAAAUUAUAGAUUAUAACGGACCGGAACAAUUCGGAGUCUCUUAG
Molecule: messenger RNA, 696 nt
Organism: Plutella xylostella (diamondback moth)
Lineage: Eukaryota; Metazoa; Arthropoda; Insecta; Lepidoptera; Plutellidae
Product: ecdysone oxidase
Molecular function (GO): flavin adenine dinucleotide binding; oxidoreductase activity, acting on CH-OH group of donors
Source: RefSeq, a predicted model, not a curated record